Molecule: messenger RNA, 9696 nt
Organism: Eupeodes corollae
Lineage: Eukaryota; Metazoa; Arthropoda; Insecta; Diptera; Syrphidae
Gene: Not1
Product: CCR4-NOT transcription complex subunit 1
Exons: 8
Coding region: 767-8215 (2482 amino acids)
Biological process (GO): nuclear-transcribed mRNA catabolic process, deadenylation-dependent decay
Cellular component (GO): CCR4-NOT core complex; P-body
Molecular function (GO): molecular adaptor activity
Source: RefSeq, a predicted model, not a curated record
AGAGGAAGACAUUUUUGCCUCAUUCCCAUUGAAUUUUUCGCGAAGAAGUCUUCUUUUUUUUUCGUUUCAUUUGGUUUCGAUUUUGAUUGUCCGAGAUUGACCGAUGAUAAUAAUAAAAUAUAAAAAUUCCAAUUCAUCCAAAACGACUUCUCUCGAAAUUCGAUUAAAAUAAAAUUAUCUAGUGAUUAAGUGAAAGAAAACGAACUAAAACCAUCGCACCGAGAGUUCUUCUGAGAGGAGUUUUUUAAAAAAGUGAAAAGUUUUUGGCCCCACAUUCUGGGGCCAAAAGGCGGCGGAAGGCAGCAACUUGAGAGUAGUCACUCAGUUAGCACCUAACCAACCCAAAGAAGCACCACCAGCGACAGCUGAAAGCAGCGGCAACAGCAGCAGCAGCAGCGUUGUCGUCAGAAUCAGAACAAAACCACGAUAAUAGAUUUGGCUGUUUCUUUUCGUUUCGUUUUUUCGACUUUUAAGUAAAUUUAUGAUCAGUUUAUUUUCUAUCUGAAACGAUAAGACGUAAAAUAAAGGAAGAUUGUUGCUGGCUAAGAAGGAGAUUGUCAAAAAGUCAAAAAGAAUCAAAAAGAACAAGGAGCAAAGGAAAGGACGCAAUUCAAUUGGAAAUUGCCUUCGAUUUGUUUUGGCAGUCGAUUUUGUUUUCGUUUAUUUUUUUAUUUUGAAAAAAUUGUUGUUCGAGCGCCAGUGGGAGCUUCAACAUUGAUUGAAGCCUUAACCCACCAGUGCAAUCGACGAAUUUGAUGGAAGAAUUAUGUACCUGGAGCCUCUAAAUUUAUCGCUAACGCAGAUUAGUAUUUUGGUGAAGAAUCUGAACAAGAAGAACUACACACAGACUUGUGAAAGUUUGACCAAGUUAAUAGACGAAUUUGGGCUUGAAGCAGAUCGCCAUUGUCUGCGUUGCCUGUUUUCAAGUGUACAUUUUACAGAUCCAACGUGUACACCAUUCCACUGCAAACUACUCGGUAUCGAAUUGAAUAAACAGCUGGACAAGACUCCAGCAAUAUCAAAUAUCUGUUUUUCAGUCGAUCAUUGUUUCCCUUCGCAAAAGACUUUAAAACCAUCACCAAAUCUAAUCACCCAAAUAACUCAAGCAACUGGCAUCUCAAAGCUAAGUGAGGUAAUUGUUUCCAUAGCCCUUACUCAUUCCACAAAUGUUGAGAUUCAAACUCACGCCAGCGAGCAUUUGAAACGAACGAUUCCUCAACUCAUCGAAUCAUACACCAAUAACGAAUCGGCAACACCAACUGAACGCAGCCUCAACGACAUCCUUCCAAAUAUACUGCAGCUGAUAUUGUCGCUCUUCCGAAGCGAUACCUACGCCAGCUACGGUCUCAACGAGGAAUCCUACUCGAAGUUCAUACAAAAACUGCGAGAAGACUUCCCACGUGAAGGAGUCCCCUUGAUUUUGUCCCCAUUUCUCUAUCAAACUCACCAACAAGAGGAAGUCUCAAUCGAAGAAGUUUAUGACAAUCUAGCCGAGACCCUCACCCAGGCGAACAAUAUUAUGGACACAUCCUGGAUUAAUUUAAUCCUGGAAAUCGGCUAUGAAUUUACAUCAACCGUCGACGAAUGCAAGAAUCAUUUACGCUGUGGACGUGCAGACCUCCAGACACAGGAUGUGGCUAAGAUUAUUGGAUUGAUGUGCCGCACGCACACCUCUCUGUUAGACUGCAAUGUAAAUCUUCCAACUCCAGCUAAUUUCUGGCCAGGCCAGAACACUGGUAACAAUAAUGCCAGCAACAACAAUGAUACCACAAGCACCACAGUAACCGGGGGCAACAAUGCCAAUGACCCGCAAAAGAAAGACACUAAAGUGUCACAAGCCUCAAGUGACACCACACAAACAUGGAAACCAGACAUCUUCGUCCAGGCUCUGAAGGAAAUCGUCCCCAAUUUGCCGUGGAAGGAGGUGUGCUUUGCCCUCGACCACCAUGAGUUCAUAAUCAAGGACCGCAUCGGCCUAAAUUUGCUGUUGACAAUUUUCCGCCUCGGCACACAGUCGAGUGUGUUCCCGACAGAAUGUGUCUACCGCCACUGGCAGAACGUCGAGGGGCAGUUCUCGCUCAUCUCGAUGAUGCUGAAGAACUCCGAUCUGUUCUCCUUUGCCGACUACAUUUUCACGCCGGUUCCGGUUGAACUGCUGAAGACACCACCAGAAACGGACAACAAAGAGAUUGCGACAUGGAAAUCGCUGCAUUUGGUAGAAGUGUUGCUGUAUCUGGGCGAGAAUGGACCCUACACUCAGGUUACGGAGAUAUUCAAGUUUCCAGCUCAGCAUUGUCCCGAUGUUUUGGUCCUAUCGCUACUGCAGCUCACGACACCCAUCACUGGCUUUCGGCAGGAGCUGUACAACAACCUGAUUCCGACGUUCAUAGCGAACCACCCGAACUCGGGAGUGAUUCUGCAUCACGCCUGGAACUCGGCUAACUUUGCCAUGCACCUGCGUCCUACUAUCAUGCACGCAAUGUCCGACUAUUAUCUCCGUGGUGAGAACGAUCAGUCGCGGCUGUCGCGCAUUCUGGACGUCGCUCAAGACCUCAAGGCGCUCUCUAGCCUUCUGAACGCUAGGAGCUUCUUGUUUGUCAUUGAUUUGGCCUGUCUGGCCUCAAGGCGGGAAUACCUCAAGUUGGAGAAAUGGCUGAGCGACAAGAUUCGCGAGCAUGGAGAGCCCUUUGUUCAGGCCAUCAUCAAAUUCCUGCAACGUCGUUGUCCCCAGAUCACAGGAGCAAAGGUACCCGAUGACCAGAUACCGAAGGCCGCUCAACUUCCUCACGAAACGUUGACAACAAUGUUGACCUGUCUGCAGUCCUGCGCAGCCAAUGUCUCGCAAGACCUCUGUGAUUUGAUAAUCCAAAUGACGUCCAAUUGCAACUUGAUUGCCAACAAGGCGCGUCAACAGCAACCGCCUCCACCAGGUGUCAUCCGUACACACCGAGGCCUCGAGCAGCCUCCAUUCAAUGCAAAUCUGAAUGCCCAGCAGAUGUUCGGGCCCUCAGUUGACACUUUAUCUAAUCUAAGCACAAACCUGGCUGGUUUGAAUCUGGGCGGUCCGAAUGGAUCGUUCAAUUUUGGAAACGUGCUUGGCAACUUGGUCUCCACACCGGCAUCACCCUCGAGGCUGAUGAAUGCUGCACCCUCAAACAGUCCCUACCCGAUGGCGAUGGCACUGCAGGCACCGCCGAAUGCCAACAACAUCGGACGCAUUCCGCCAACUCCAAAUGCCAACCAGGGCGUUAUUGCUGACCUCGGGCAACCGGUCUCAAAGGAAGUGGAGGACGAGGCGAACAGCUACUUCCAACGCAUUUACAACCAUCCACCACACCCGACGCUUUCCAUAGACGAGGUUCUCGAUAUGCUGCAGCGCUUCAAGGAGUCCAACAUCAGACGUGAGCAGGAGGUCUAUCAAUGUAUGCUGCGGAACCUCUUCGAGGAAUACCGCUUCUUCCCUCAGUACCCGGAUAGGGAGCUCCAAACGACAGCUCAGCUGUUUGGUGGGAUAAUCGAACGUAAUUUGGCACCAACUUGCUUCACUCUUGGCCUAGCACUGCGGUGUGUUCUUGACGCUCUCAGGAAGCCGGUCAAUUCAAAGAUGUACUACUUUGGUAUAACCGCCCUGGAUCGGUUCAAGACGCGUCUCCGUACUUACAACAAAUACUGCGAGUUCAUCAGGUCCAUCCCGCACUUCCAGGAGUUUCCACCAUUGCUCAUUCAGUACGUGGAGUGUGGCUACAUGGAACAGGAGCCCCCAACCAAGGGCCCAGGAAGCAUUCCGCCCGGAUCAAUGUCUCAAAUCAUGCCAAGCCAACCGGGACAGCAAGCUGCUCCUGAUUCCCUCUACCGCAGCAACUCUGUGACGGGAAAUAUUGUGACCACCCCAGCUCAACAGAAGCCCAUGGUGGUGACUCGAGUCAAGUCUAUCGCAAACGCAACCAACAUCGAUACACUGCUCGAGGCGAACGAGGAGAAGAUCACCGUUCCGCCAGAGACCGUGCAGGACAAGACCGCAUUCAUAUUCAACAACCUCAGUCAGUUGAACAUUCCGCAAAAGUGCGAGGAGAUCAAAGACCUCAUGAUCAAGGAGUACUGGCAAUGGCUAUCGCAGUAUCUGGUCCUGAAGCGCGCCUCCAUGGAAUUCAACUUCCACACGUUGUACUUUAAUUUCUUGGACGCCCUCAAGAAUCCCGAGAUCAAUAAGUACGUGACCAAAGAAACUCUGCGCAACAUCAAGGUCCUGCUACGCUCCGACAAGGGCAUGAUUAAUUUCUCCGACCGGAGUCUGUUGAAGAACCUCGGCCAUUGGUUGGGAAUGAUGACGCUCGGACGUAAUCGUCCCAUUCUACAAGUGGAUCUUGAUCUUAAGGCUUUGCUUGCCGAGGCCUACCACAAGGGCCAGCAAGAACUGCUGUUUGUGGUUCCUUUUGUGGCGAAGAUUCUUGAAUCAAGUGGCAAGUCGAAAGUCUUCAAAACUCCCAACCCAUGGACCAUGGCGAUCAUGAAUGUUCUCGGUGAAUUGCAUCAGGAGCCGGAGCUCAAGUUAAACUUGAAAUUCGAAAUCGAGGUUCUCUGCAAGACUCUUAACAUUGAGUUGUCCAAGUUGAAGCCGAUAAUUUACUUGAAGGAUCCAACUCGUUCUAUGGGCAUCGAGCAUCAAAUGUCACAGCCCAAAGUGAAAGCUAUCGAAGUUGUGAGUGUCGCUCAUCAGCAACAACAACAACAGCAGCAACAGGUCCAACAGCAGCAACAGGUCCAGCAACAAGUUCAGCAGCAAGUUCAACAGCAGGUCCAACAGCAGGUCCAACAACAGGUCCAGCAGCAAGUACAGCAGCAGGUCCAACAACAAGUUCAACAACAGGUCCAACAGCAGCAGCAGCAACAACAACAACAGCAGCAGCAGCAACAACAGCAACAGCAGCAACAACAACAACAGCAGCAGCAACAACAACAACAGCAGCAACAACAACAGCAGCAGCAGCAACAAGCGAUAGCCAGUGCUAUCGAUGUGGAUCAGUCUAUGGUGAUGAACAACACUUCGACAACGAAUCCAUCGCCAAGCAUCAGCAACGAGAGCGCCGGACACAUCACCAUCAGUCCUCCAGAGCCGCGGUUCAACUACGUCGACAUCAACGUCACCAACUUCUCCCUGAUCGCCCAGCAUGUGGUGAUCUCUCCCAACAUCGCGAUCCUGCACACGAAUCCCAAUCUGAAGCACAUUGUGUUGACCGCCAUCGAGCGGACCAUUACCGACUGGCUCCAGCCCGUUGUCGAUCGAAGCGUUCGCAUUGCCUCGAGCACAACCGAACAAAUUGUGCGCAAAGAUUUCGCUCUAGAUCCUGACGAGUCGCGGAUGCGCACGGCAGCCCAUCAAAUGGUGCGUAACUUGUCCGCCGGAAUGGCCAUGAUCACCUGCAAGGACCAACUUACUCAAACUCUGAAUGGAAACAUAAGGAAGGCUUUCCUCGCGAAUAUAACGACAACACCGCAAGGACCACAGUAUCAGGACAUUGAUGCUGCCGCCAAUCAAUUGACAAACGAUAACGUGGAGUUGGCGUGUGCUUUUGUCCAAAAGACCGCCGCCGAGAAAGCAGCCCCAGAGGUUGACCGCCGCUUGGCCCCAGACUUCGAAACAAGGAAGAUAUCACGUGAAGAAGGAAGACGCUACGUGGAUGCGGAAACUCUGGCCUAUCAAUCGGAACGAAUGCCCGAACAAGUGCGUCUUAAAGUCGGUGGAAUACCAGCGAAUCAGUUUGCUGUCUACACCGAAUUCGCAAGAAACAUUCCCGGAUUCCAGCAGAUGUCGGAACGCGAUGCUGCUCUCUUCCUUCCCAAAGCAACAAUUCCCGUUAGUAUCAAUCAGGAAGUUCCAUUUGGAAAUGAUGAAUUGGGUUUGAUGUACGCUGAGUUAGCGACCCGCAUGGAAGGAUUCCUCAACAAUACCGUCAAUGUGUCUACUCUGCAAGUUCAGGCCAGUAAGAUGCAUGCCCUGCUCACAGCCCUGAUGGUAACGCGUCGUAUUCGGGACAACGAGAGCGCUCUGAACCUCCUCACACGAGUCGUAGAGGGUUUGGUCGAGGGCUUGGUGAACAUCCCAGAACAUGAAGUACACAUGAAGCUCUACCGCGAUGUACAUUUGCGUAUCUUGAGCCUGCUCCAGACAGCCUUCGGCACCGUGGCGACUGAGCGCGCUGUGACUAAGUGCAUUUUUGAGAUCCGCGAGGAAGUCCGUUGGAAUGUGGAAGCUAUCAAGCUUCUUAUCUCAUCGCACAUGGUCAACGUGCAGCAGCUGGACAUCUUGCUUCGUGAUGCCAUGGACAACGGUAACAACUACAUGGCUGUUACGUUCGCAAUGCAGCUGAUGGAGCGUCUACUGGUCGACGAUCGUCCAAGUCACAUUGUUCCAGAGAGCGAGUUCAUUGGAACCAUCGAGAUGUUGGCUCGUCUACACCAACACCGUCAUCGCUACCCAGAAGCCCUAACUCACAUGAUCGAGAUGCUCUGGGGUAACCAUGACUCGAGCAGUUUCAUGGCAGAACGAUACUCCACUGGAGCAGCACAGCACAUUCAUACAGGAUUGUCUCAUUCAAAUGAAGUUGAUGAUCCACCAGGCUUGCAGGAGAAGACCGAAUUCCUGCUCAAAGACUGGGUCUCAAUCUAUUCGCAAUCGAAUAACCUAUCUCGCGAGACUAAGAACUUCGGAGCUUUCGUCCAGAAGAUGAAUUUGUAUGGCAUCCUCAAGACGGACGAUUUGAUAACCCGUUUCUUCCGUCAAGCCACGCAGUUCUGCAUUGACCUGGUCUACAGAAUUCUCAACGACCAGUCUCACAAUCCAGCCGUGGCCAAGACCAAGAUCUUCCACUGGAUCGACGCCUUCGUCCAUCUCAUUGCUCUGUUGGUCAGACACUCUGGCGAUCAGGGAAAUCCCACAACGAAAAUCAAUCUCCUCAACAAAGUUUUAGGUAUCGUGUUGGGAAUUCUGUUGCAGGACCAAGAGAUCCAUGGCAGCUCCUUCCAACAGUUGGGCUAUCACCGAUUCUUCAUUAUGCUCUUCCUCGAGCUGAGCUCGCCCGACGCAGUCCUCGAGUCCUUGAUGCAGAGCAUUGUGACUGCAUUCUCGCACACCUACCAUCUGCUGAAUCCAUCUCGUGCCGCCGGCUUCUGCUACGCUUGGUUGGAGUUGAUUUCACAUCGCAUCUUUUUGGGAAGGAUUCUGGCCCAGAUUCCCCAACAGAAAGGUUGGCCGCUCUAUGCCCAACUCCUAAUGGAUCUGUUCAAGUAUCUGGCUCCAUUCCUGCGCAAUGCAGAGCUCGCCAAACCAGUUCAAGUUCUCUACAAGGGAACCCUACGUGUGUUGCUGGUUCUGCUGCACGAUUUCCCAGAGUUUCUGUGUGACUAUCACUUUGGCUUCUGUGAUGCCAUUCCUCCAAAUUGUAUUCAAAUGCGCAACAUCAUCUUAGCAGCAUUCCCAAGGAAUAUGCGUCUGCCUGAUCCAUUCACUCCAAAUUUGAAGGUCGACAUGUUGCCCGAUACGGCAACUGCUCCAAAGAUUUUCUCCAACUACGUCGUCAACAUUCAACCGGCCAACUUUAAGAAGGAUCUCGAUUCGUAUCUGAAGGCGCGAGCUCCGGUAACUUUCCUAUCGGAGUUCCGAAGUCACUUGCAGAUUUCAAAUGAGCCUGGUUCGCGUUACAAUAUACCUCUGAUGAAUGCACUUGUGUUGUAUGUUGGAACACAAGCUAUUGCGCAUAUUAGGAGCAAAAACUUCGUUCCCAACACAUCGAAUAUAGCACACAGUGCCCAUAUGGAUAUAUUCCAGAAUCUGGCUGUUGACUUGGACACGGAGGGACGUUAUCUUUUCUUGAAUGCAAUUGCCAAUCAAUUGCGCUACCCGAACAGCCACACGCAUUACUUCAGUUGUGCCGUUUUGCAUUUGUUUGCCGAGGCAAAUUCCGAAGCCAUUCAAGAGCAAAUCACGCGGGUUCUGCUCGAAAGAUUGAUUGUGAAUCGUCCACAUCCAUGGGGUCUGUUGAUUACGUUCAUUGAAUUGAUUAAGAAUCCCAUCUACAAGUUCUGGGAUCAUGAUUUCGUACACUGCGCUCCAGAAAUUGAAAACCUCUUUAAGUCUGUGGCUCGGUCUUGCAUGGUCAAAUCGAAUCACCCACAGCAGAUCUCGAAUUUAGAUGGUGAAAUUCAAGAAAUAAACUAAACAUAAAUAAACCAGGAAUUUCCUUUUGCAAAUCGAAUUUGAUGAUAAAAACUCUGCUAUCAAAAGAAGAUAAGAAAAAAAGGACGAAAGAAUAUUAUUAUUUUUUUUUUACUUUAUUUAAUUUUGUAAGUAACAGUUUUAUAAAAAAAAAGAAAGAAAAGAAAAGUAGAAAUGGAGAAAGAAGAAAUAAGAAUAUAUAAAUUGGUGUAUGAUAAAUAAAAUUAGAAAAUUAAACAAAAAAAAAAAAAGAACAACAACAACUGAGAAACCCCCAAAUUAAAUGUGUAAAAAUAUAAAACAAAACAAAGUGGAUAAUAUAAAACAUAGUUACAAAAUUAGUGUAAUGAACAAUUUUUAUUAAAAAAGAAAAUAAAUAAAAAUAAAACCCAAAAAAAAUGCAUAUACUGUAACUGUAACAAAUUUGUCGUUGAUCAUCUAAAAACAAACAAAGAUUUAAACAAAACAAAAAAAGAGAAACAAAAACUAAACGCUAUGUAAAUAUUUUAAAUGGUACAUAAUUUAAAUUAAAGAAAAAAGAAGAAAAGUCAUUACAAUUACAUUAUGUUAAUUGUAAUUAAAAAAAUUAAAUUUUAUUUUUGCUUCUAUAUAUUUCUUUCUCUUUGUGUCUCUCUCUCUCUCUUUCAUUUAUUAUGAAAUACAAAUACAUAUAUUUUUUCUCACUUCCUCAUGUUAUUUUUAUUUUAUAUUUUAUGCAUACAUUGUUCUUUUUAAUUUUAACAUUUGUACACUCUCUUUUUUUUAAAUAUACUAAAUUGUCAUUAAUUAUUAUUAUAAAAUUAUUUCAUAGGUACAUACACAAAUUUAGUGAAUUCAAACAAAAGCAAAAACAACAAAUAAUUCAUUAAUAAACAUAAAAAGAAGAAAAUUAAAAAAAGAGGAAUUUUAUGUAACAAAAAAAAAGCAACAUACAAUGUCCCUCGAUUAUUAAAUUUACCUGGAGAGUUAGAUUUUAUAUAUAUUCAUAUUAAAGAACACAUAGAUCUUAAAUAAUACAAACAAAAAUAAUAACAACAGCAUUAUGCAUCUUAAGAUAGUUUUUCAUAUAUUUUUUUCUUUUUUUUUUUAAAUUAAUUAAUUUCUUUUUUUUCAAAUGUACACCCACACAGUUUAUUAUUAUCUAUUUUUUUCAUUAAUUAUCUAUAUAAUAUCAUACGACCAAGUUUAAUAUAUUAAAUAUAUGUAUACAUAUAAUUUUGUUGCAGUAAAUUUUUACUUUGUUUAGUAAGUGAUUUAAAAAAGAUAAACAAAAAAAAAACAAAAACGUAAUACUUUGAGGAAUUCUUUGAUGUAGGAUAAUUUUUGAAUGUAAAAUGUAAUUGUAAAAAAGAAAAACAUAAAAACAAAAACAAAUCAAAUGAAAAACAAACGAAGCAAAAAAGAAAAAAAUGGGAAAAAGAUGAAAUUAAAAUAUUAUAAGUUAAUCUACUAACAUAAAAAUGAUAAUAGCAAAAAAUAUUUAA